AUCGAGAAGUCGGGCUGGAUCCGGCUUGUGCUGUCAGUGGCCCUAAUAAACCAAACAAAGAAAGAAAGAAUUACUCUGAAAUUUAAAAUGAUGACUUCAUUUUGGGCAAAAUGAAGUGGCAACUUAAAUUUCAAUCAAUCCUUAAAUUUAAACUUUGGAAGGAUUGGAAAUUUUACCAUUUCACGAAAAAUUUAAGUGAUAAUUAUCGACGACAAGAACGUAUAGAGGAAAAAUCUAAACCACCAUGGGACAUAAUGUUUUUUGGCACUGAUGAAUUUUCUCUUAAGAGUUUAACAGCACUUCACAGGGAACAGCAGAGAAGUGGCCUUGUGGGACGACUGGAUGUUGUUUCAAUUCCGUCGAAGAAAACUGUUUUUGCAGUCCGCCAGUAUUGUCAGAAAGAAGGCUUACCAAUUCAAGAUUGGCCUGUAGUAGUACCACAUGGAAUUUAUGAUGUUGGUGUUGUUGCUUCGUUUGGACGUCUUAUCCCAGCUGCAGUCAUUCAAGCAUUCCCAUUGGGCAUUCUUAAUAUCCAUGGUUCACUGUUACCACGGUGGAGAGGAGCUGGACCAGUCGUUCACGCUGUUCUAAACAAUGACAGUAAAACAGGAAUAACUAUAAUGAAAAUUGAACCACACAGAUUUGAUGUUGGAAAAAUGGUGAGUAAAGUUGAAGUUCCCAUUUCAUGGGAUACCAGGAGUGGUGCUUUAUCCAAAUAUCUUGCUGAUGUUGGAGCUCAGGAAAUGAUAGCAGUGUUGCAGAAUUUGACAGUAAAGUUACGAGAUGCCAUACCACAGACUGAAGAUGGUGUUACCAAAGCACCAAAAAUAUCUGAGGCUUCUUCUAAAAUUGACUGGAAUUGUUGUACAUGUCAUAAAAUCCAGUCCAUGUAUAGAGCUUUUGAUGACUACUUCCCAUUAUGGACACUGUGGCAUGGAGCACCAGUCAAACUCAGAGACAUGGUCAUGCACAAAGAAUGGUCACAUCAUCAUUUCAGUGAAAUGCAAGUAGAAGAACAAAUAACGGAAGGUGAAGCACAGGGUAGUGAAUGUAUUAAAGAAAAUGCUAUAGAAAAUUGUGAAAAAAGUGCUACAGAUUAUGACUUUGCUGGAGAUCAAAAUGACAUAAGAAAAAACUGUACUGUAAGUAGAAAAAAUCAUCCACCAGGAAGAGUAAUUUUUAAUAAAAAAAUGAAAGUGGUGAGUGUUCUGUGUCGGGAUGGUUGGGUGAGCUUCAAAUCAGUUAUAAUAAAGGGAAGAAAGCCAAUGAGUGCUUUAGAUUUUUACAAUGGUUUCAUAACUAAAAUACCAAAAGAUCAACAUAAAUUUGAUUAACACAAAGUGAAAUUAAUAAUACGUACACCUGUUAAAUGCCCUAAUUUAAAAUACGUACUGUAUUAUAUUUGUAUAUAAUUUUGGCAAAUAAAUUUUUAAACAAA
Cherax quadricarinatus is the source of this 1438-nucleotide messenger RNA. Its product is annotated as methionyl-tRNA formyltransferase, mitochondrial. Gene Ontology annotation, molecular function: methionyl-tRNA formyltransferase activity. Gene Ontology annotation, cellular component: mitochondrion. Gene Ontology annotation, biological process: biosynthetic process; conversion of methionyl-tRNA to N-formyl-methionyl-tRNA. The record is from RefSeq and is a predicted model, not a curated record. Lineage: Eukaryota; Metazoa; Arthropoda; Malacostraca; Decapoda; Parastacidae.